AUGUCAACUAACGUAUCGUCACCCAUCUUGUCGCUUCCGGACGAUAUAUCGAUCUUGCUCUUAGCUACUGCGGCCCAAACCGAACCUCCUCGGGGAAUAGGAUUCAGAUGUGCCAGAAAUCAAGCUCUAGGCUUCUUGCGCCUGUCUGAGGUCUGCCGGCGUUGGAGGGCCCUCCUGCUGUCGAUGCCGUCGAUCUGGGCCGAAGUCGUUUUUACCAUCCCUCCAGCGCCAGCUACACUUGCUCUUUCGCGGUCCAAAUCGCAUCCAUUGCGCGCAUCCAUUCCUUCUAUCACCAUCCCGAUAAACUACCGACCUGGAAAGCCGACAGGACGGGAACACAAUUACCUUAUUGCUCUGCUGGCCGAACACGCGGCACGCAUCGGCACGCUCUCCGCUUCUGACCUCGAGGCGAAAGAUUACCGAGUCGCAUUUCGUGACCCCUUACCCCUUCUUAAACGCCUCGUCUUUAUACACAUCGGCUCACCGCCGUCUCCUCGCGACAUCGGCAAUAUCUGCAUUGAUGCCCCCACUUUACACACAAUGGAAAUCAUGAUAGAUGAAGGAUCAAACAUUCAAUUCCCCAUCACAUAUGACAAUGCCCCAGGGAUCACCUUGAAGCUUCCAGCCCUCCGCUCAAUCUCUAUCUCCUUGAUCGACAUUCGUAUGAAAGAUUCAAAUCUGCGGUGGAUCGUCCCCCUCCUGCGCAAUACGCCUCUGAUCGAAGUACUGCACCUAUCUUUCUCUGUCGACUCUGGAACGCGCGCUCAGUGGAACACACUAUUCAAAGAUCAACCAGUAGAGCUCAGCCGUUUACGGCGCCUGGAGCUUGAAGGCGGCCCUCAGGCGAACACCCUCGAUCUUUUUCGAUACAUACAAUCACCUUCGCUCCGUCGCACCAACAUCAAACACCAUCUCUCAGAUCAGAGUGGAAAGGCCGCCGAUGCGAUCAAAUAUCUUUGUCACACCUUGCACCGUCCAUCCUACGAUGGUCUACUCGUUCGGCUCGAUGCAACAUAUAUCCGCACUUGUACUCUCACAGUCGCAGUCUUUCCGUCUCUGCAUCCCGUGACAUUCUACUCACCCGAGUCUCUCCUCAAGGGCGAUUUACCAGAUAUAGCCGUAGUCAGCACGGGGUCGACCCUCCCUCCUGACGCGCCGCUACACCGGCAGAUGAUAGACAUGCUUGCCGCUGCACUCAAAGAUAAUGCUCCCAAACAACUCGUUGUUGAUGCGCCAACUUUCAAAGCAUGGCCUUCUGCUCUACAGACGAUCUUGCCUCUCUGCUCGCAAGUGACGCAGCUAUUCGUUUGGCAUCCGUGGAACCACAGGGAGCCGGGUUUCCCCAUCUUCCCGUCGCCGGUCAUUCUUCCUGCUUUGGAAACACUUUCCAUUCGGCCCGUAUUUGACGCCAUCUCAUACAAGCAAUACAGACGAGCCAUAGGUGCAUGGUGGUUGGAGCUUACUUCCUGGCUCGAACGUCGAGCCCAUGCCACGACGCGCAUCCGCAAACUCUACAUCUAUGGGCUCGAUAGACAGCCAGAUCACGGGCAGGUCAAGCGGAAGCACGAGGUCGCUGAAGCUCAGCUGCGCCAGCGCGCCGCCGAGUUCGUCGACGAACUAUUUGACGAGCGAGUGCGCCGUUCAUCCCCACCGCGCCACUUCACCGUGACUGCUUCAUCGUCGGAAUCAUCAUCUGACGAAUAG
Molecule: messenger RNA, 1704 nt
Organism: Peniophora sp. CBMAI 1063
Lineage: Eukaryota; Fungi; Basidiomycota; Agaricomycetes; Russulales; Peniophoraceae
Source: the annotation of a GenBank genome assembly